AUGGCUGCCAGUUCCGAGCUUGCGAUUUUGGUGGCAUGCGCGCUGCUGUUAGCUGCGGCGUGCGGAGGUGCCCCCGACGACGUGCCCGAGCUCGAGGUCGGGUACUACGAGGAGACGUGUCCCGAGGCGGAGUCCAUCGUGAGGGCCGCCGUGAGCGAGGCCGUCGCCGCGGACGCCGGCGUCGGCGCCGGCCUCAUCCGCCUCCUCUUCCACGACUGCUUCGUCCAGGGCUGCGACGCGUCGGUGCUGCUGGACCCGACGGCGUCGAACCCACGGCCGGAGAAGCUCGGCCCGCCCAACUUCCACAGCCUGCGGGGCUUCGAGGCGAUCGACGCGGCUAAGGCCGCCGUGGAGGAGGCGUGCCCCGGCACCGUCUCCUGCGCCGACAUCGUCGCCUUCGCCGCGCGCGACGCGUCCUACCUCCUGAGCGGCUACCGCGUCGACUUCACGAUGCCGGCGGGCCGCCUCGACGGCCGGCGCUCGAAUGCCUCAGACACGGUCCCGUCCCUCCCCCCGGCGUCCGCCAGCUUCACCGAGCUUGUCGACAAUUUCGCCAGGCAGGGCCUCGACGCGGAGGACAUGGUCGUGCUCUCCGGCGCGCACUCCGUCGGCCACGCCCGCUGCUCGACCUUCGCCGCGGGCCGCACGGCCGUCGACGCCGACGCCGACAUCGACCCGUCGUUCGCGAGGUCGCUGCGGAGGAGGUGCGCCCGGGCGGGGAACAGCACCGACGGAAAGGAGCAAGACGAGCCGACGGUGAGCCAGGACACGGUGACCCCGACGGAGCUGGACAGCCAGUACUACCGCAACGUGCUGAAGCGCAGGGUGCUGCUCGCCUCCGACGCGGCGCUCCUGGAGACCCCGGAGGCGGCGCGGAUGGUGCGGGACAGCGCGAGCGUCGGCGGGCGGUGGGAGAAGAAGUUCGCGAAGGCCAUGGUGAAGAUGGCCGGCAUCGGCGUGAAGAAGGCCGGCCGCCAUGCCGAGAUCAGGGCGAACUGCAGGGUCGUCAACUACUGA
Molecule: messenger RNA, 1017 nt
Organism: Triticum turgidum subsp. durum (durum wheat)
Lineage: Eukaryota; Viridiplantae; Streptophyta; Magnoliopsida; Poales; Poaceae
Source: the annotation of a GenBank genome assembly